Molecule: messenger RNA, 2513 nt
Organism: Linum trigynum
Lineage: Eukaryota; Viridiplantae; Streptophyta; Magnoliopsida; Malpighiales; Linaceae
Source: the annotation of a GenBank genome assembly
UCUUAACCCCUACCGCCGGUCGCCGCAACCACCCUCUCUCAUAACUCCGGUUCUCUUCGUCUCCCCAUCUCCUCUCCCUGGAUGACUUGCUGCCGCUCUCCUCUCCAAAACUUGUCCCUCCUUCCCCUCCAUCUUCUUCACCCCGCCGCCGAUGGCUUCUGACUCUCAAAUGUGUGCUGCAGAGGGUAAGGGUAGCCAUGGGAGCAAGAAACCCACACUCUUGAAUUAGCUACAAUUGGCUCUAUCAAUUGGCUUCUUCUAUUCCAUUGCCUCUACUUCCCAAACCGAAAUCCCAAAUGUCGAUUUCCAGAGAAUCUAAUCCCACAACUAUCAGAUGUGGAUCCGAUGUCCCUUCCUUAUCUCUCCCUCCCUCUCGCAGCGGAUCUCCUCGCCAGCGACGUUGGAUUGAAGGCACCUUUUCUUCGGAGAUUUGAGGAGGGUCGGCAUUUUGGGGUUCUCGUUCUGGUUCGUAGAUUUGAGCAGGGAAGGCAUGCGGGUGAGAUGCUGGUUCUCGACCUCUCUGCGCGGAGAAUUGGUGAGGUUAAGGAAGAGGAAGGUGCCGCUAGCAUUCCAUUUUCUCUCUCCAGCUCCAAUCCCUCCUUCAUGCUUCUCUCCAGAUCUCGACCCUACCGCUACGCCGCUGGUGCUACUCCGCCAGCGAUGUUGGAUUGACAGAUCUGGCUUUAAGGAGGCUGCCUACUCCUUCUCCGUCUCCGUCUCCAACUCACGAAGCCCACCACCGCCGUCAUCAGAGGCCGCGACCCAGACUAGAGUGGCCGCCUCUCUGCCAGUGAAGGGUAAAUCUCCAAAUUGAUUUACAAACGACGGUAGAGGUUGGGAGACGGGAGAGGGAAGGGUAAAUCCCCAAAUCAAUUAUUUUAUGUUUAUGUUUUUUAUUUUUAUAAUUUUUUAUUUUCUUUUUUUAUAUAAAAAUAAUUAUAAAUUCCACUUCAAAUGCCACCUAAGCGCUGACUAGACUUUCUAUUAAAAAUUAACAAAUUAACGGUCAACACCGGUCAACUCUAACAGAAAAAUAGUUUGGGACACAAUUGUCAUAUCGGAUACUUUAUGACACAAAUGACAUAAAGUUAAUAGUUCAGGUUUCUCAGUGGUAUUAACCCUUGAUUAUACGUAUGUCACAUUCUUUCCAUUGAUUGAUUCUUUAUGUGGGAGAUAAAUUACAUUUGUUGUUGACUGUGUUUAAUUACAUGUUUUUUCUUUUGUAAAAUGAUGUUUAAUUUCAUUAAAUCAUAGUCCUAUAAUAAGUUAGCAAUCAAUUAAGCUCAAUGGAGCAAGAUGAAAGCUAUUCUUUUUUUACUUAAAAAGGAUGAGUCAUCUCUCGAUAGAAGCUAUUCAUUUUUUGAACAAAAGAACAAAAAUAAUUUCUUCCUAGGUUUACACGAGGGACAAAGGGGAGGAGUGUAGAAAAGGAAAAAUAGAUAUCUAUCUAUACAAUAAUAGAUACAGAUUCAUGGUUUAGAAACUCGCCAUUUUGAAUGUCCAGGCUCUACCUUCAUUCACGGAAGGGCCUCAUUGUAACUUCACAACUCCCUUUUAAAUGGCUCACACCGUUUUGGCAAAGGCAUAGAGAUUUCCAUGCCGACUGCGGGCUUUGUUUCAAAUCUAGGUUUUUAAUUGGGCCUUAUCUGUUUUUUUUACUGGCCUUCUAACACCAGUGGCGUUGUUAGCCCCCCUUAGAGCAGAACCAGGCAUUCCCGGCAACACCGAAGUUAUCUCUCGGCCAACGGAAUUGCUACCCAAGUUGUCCUCGCCGGCUGCCGCCAAGAAUUGCAAUGGGUUUACAUCGGCUCACGCGGCCUUCCAUGGACUCAAUAUCUUCCCCAGAAAACCGCUACUGAUUAUUCCCUGAUUGGACCUGAUUAUGCAACAACGACGGGGAUUAUUCUCAACAACCGGCUCAGCUCUGCUUCAGAACGACCCGCUACUCAGCUCGCCCACGACAGCUAACGAAACAAGGUACAUUAUAUCAGCUCACCAUUCUUACACUCAGUUAGACCCUGUCGACCUAUAUCUGAUUCUUCUACCCAAUUGUAUUUGUUCAACUGGUUCGGAGAAAAGCAACAAUGGCUGGAUUCUUCUCAUAACUAGGCGUUUCAUUUUCAAAUUCAGCCUUUACCGUGAUAUGUGAAUGGGUCUAUUUUGACAUGUCAGCAGAAGAUGUGUAGCGGAAAUAAUUUACAUGUUACCAUGGUUCAUCUGAUUCGGCUCAUUGGAAGGAUUUACUUAGUACAUCUGAUGUAGCAACUGUAUGGUUGGUUGUUUGCGCCAACCAACUCCCAACUUUGUUAUACUAUCAUUUUGGUAUCCCUGACAUUGUUUGGAGCACCUAAGUAUCUCCCCUUUUUUCUUAGCUCAGGGUGCCGUUUUCUACUGCUACUGGUAGAAUCGUUGUAGUUGAGUCUUGGCUGAAAUCUUAGCUGCUGCUAUCAUUUGUAUUUUGUUCCUUUAGUUCAAUAAAAUCAGGUGCCCCAUUAUAAAGACAAAACUCAGGC